Messenger RNA from Amaranthus tricolor (Joseph's coat), 774 nucleotides. Its product is annotated as zinc finger protein 3-like. Lineage: Eukaryota; Viridiplantae; Streptophyta; Magnoliopsida; Caryophyllales; Amaranthaceae. The coding region runs from base 1 to 774 and encodes 257 amino acids. Gene Ontology annotation, biological process: negative regulation of abscisic acid-activated signaling pathway. The record is from RefSeq and is a predicted model, not a curated record. The transcript has a single exon.
AUGAAUGAAAAACAAUCAUCGAAACGAGAUGAACACACAAACAAAAAGAUGAAGAAGAUACGAGCAAAUGAUUGCUCGGACUCUCCUUCACGUACUCCAGACUUCAAAAACAUCACAUUAGAUCUGAAGCUUUUCAGUUUCAACCAAGAGAUUGAAUCGACUCAUAUUAAUACAGGGCAUAAAGAAUUGUCCCCAGAAGGGGAACGACCUUCCCCUGCUAGGGUUUUUACAUGCAACUAUUGUAAAGGAGAGUUCUCGACUUCUCAAGCUUUAGGCGGCCAUCAAAAUGCCCAUAAACAAGAGAGAGCUCGAGAUAAAAUGAGACUAGCAACGGGGUUACAUACUACUAAUUUCACAAGUAACAACUUCUACCAUCCUUAUAAUUUGGGUAACAUACCCUAUUAUUAUGGUGGAUAUAGCAAAAGAUCACCCCUUGGAGUAGUCAAUACUAAUUCCAUGAUUCAUAAGCCUAAUUAUAGAUGGCCUAAUACCCUUCAAGGUUAUAGAUCACAUGGAUUUGGUGGGUUAAACCAAUCUAAAUCAUCAUUAUUAGCUAAUUCUCAAUCAUUUAAUGAUAAAUUGAGGAUGCCAAAUACUAAUAAUAUUAUGAAUUAUUCAUCAAUUAACAAUUUGAAUAAUAUUUCAGGAUCUUUGCCUACACUUAGUGAAGAAGAUCAAGUAAAAACAAGUGGGCCCAUGGAUAUUUCAAUUGUUAAGAAUGCACCUUUAGAGAAACAAGAUGAUUUAUGCCUUGAUUUAUCUCUUAAGCUUUGA